CGGGGCGGGAAUCUGCGGGCGCCGAGGGAGCCCCGGGACCACCCCCGGCAGCGCGGGAUGGGCGACAGCGACCGCGGAUUUUUCAUUCCUAGGACGUGUGUGAAUGGAGCAGGAGGAAAAGCCCUGGAGAUUCCGCACGAGGAGGGGCAGCAAACCCAGCCCAGGGAGCUGCGGGGAGGAAAGAGCCCCCCUGAGCAAGGAAGGCGGCCGGAGAUGCAGCCAGAGCUCAGAGCUGGUGGAGAAGCCCCAUGGCAGAGAGAAGCCCCACAAGUGCUUGGAAUGUGGGAAGGGUUUUAGUCGGAGCUUAGACCUGAUCCAGCACCAGGUGAUCCACACUGGGGAACAGCCCUACGAGUGUGAGGAGUGUGGGAAGCGUUUCAGCUGGAGCUCCAGCCUGAGGCAGCACCAGGUGAUUCACUCUGGGGAGAGGCGCUUUGAGUGUGAGGAGUGUGGGAAGAGCUUCAGCCACAACUCUGUCCUGAUCCAACACCAGAGGAUCCACACUGGGGAAAAGCCCUUUGAAUGUGGGGAAUGUGGGAAGAGCUUCAGGCAGAGGGGGAGCCUGAUGCAACACCAGAUGAUCCACAGCGGGGACCGGCCUUACGAGUGUGGGGAAUGUGGGAUGAGCUUCAGCCAGAAGGGCCACCUUACGCGACACCAGAGGAUCCACACAGGAGGAAAGCCCUAUGAGUGUGGGGAGUGUGGGAAGAGGUUUAGAUACAGCUUUGGCCUGAGGAGACAUGAGAGGAUCCACACUGGGGAAAAGCCCUAUGAGUGUGGGGAGUGUGGGAAGAGCUUCAGCAUGAAAUGCAAGCUGACGGAACACCAGAAGAUCCACUCUGGGGAAAAGCCCUACAAGUGUGGGGAAUGUGGGAGGAGCUUCAGAGAAAGCUGGGCCCUGAUUCGGCACCAGGUGAUCCACACGGGGGAACGGCCCUACACCUGCUUGGAAUGUGGGAAGAGCUAUGGGUGGCACACUGACCUGAGAAAACACCACCAGCGUGUUCACUCUGGGGAGAAGCCUUACAAGUGUCCCCAAUGUGGGAGGAGGUUUCACAGGAGCUCCGAUCUCCUCAUACAUGAGCGGAGUCACAGGGAGGAGAGGCCCUUCCGCUGCCCCGACUGUGGGAAAGGCUUCAAGCUAAACUCCCACCUCACCCUGCACCGGCGCAUCCACACGGGGGAGAGGCCCUACGAAUGUGGGGAGUGUGGGAUGAGAUUCUCAUCGAGCUCAAUCUUGACAAAACAUCAACGAAGGCGCCACUAAGGGAAGCCCUGUGAGUGGCCUGAGUGUGGGAAGAGCUUCGUGUGCUGCUCCAGCUCCAUCCCCCAUGAGAGGAUCCACGUUGGAUGAUCCCCAGUGACCCCUGUUGGGCAGAGCCCUGGUGAUCUGUGGUCCUGAUGAUCCAAGUUGGAAGGCAUCUGUCUGGGGGGCUCCACAUCUUCCUGGUUCCCUGAGGGUACCUAGAUAAGCCCAGCAGCAGGAACAUCCAUCAGGAUGCAGACCUAUAAUGGGAAUUCCAUGGGGAGAGCAGAUUUGUCGACUUUCAACCCCAUAAAAUCUUUUGCAUUCAAUUCUAUCUUCCUGUGACAUCAAGGAGUAUUGAAUGGUCUUGGAGGUAUAUUCUGGGUUACUGUUUGGUGCUUGUAUCCCCAGUCUGUUCUGUUUAUGCUGAAUAAUAAGUUUUGCACCUUCAAGACUUGUCCUGAGAGUGAAGGGGGAGAGAAGAAGCACGGAGUUUGUUUCCAGAAACCGCACUCACUCCUCCACAUUCGUGUUCCUGCACUGUGUUGUCUGCGGAUGGACAGACAGUGGGACAGAGC
Melospiza georgiana is the source of this 1824-nucleotide messenger RNA. RefSeq names its product zinc finger protein OZF-like. The record is from RefSeq and is a predicted model, not a curated record. The coding region runs from base 104 to 1267 and encodes 387 amino acids. The transcript has 2 exons. Lineage: Eukaryota; Metazoa; Chordata; Aves; Passeriformes; Passerellidae.